GCAAAUAAAUCGUGGAAAAAACGGCUGGCAAUUUCGUUGCAAGAGCGUUGUUCGCAGUUGAAAACGUGGGCAGCUCUCGGUGUGGCAAUAUGGCGCCGUGCCCGGCCGUCCUUCCGUCCCACCUAUAACGCGUAAAAUGGGCAUUGCGGUUAAUUAACGAGCAUUACGUUAAGGCGGCAAUCUGCAUAAUUAGCGGCCCGCGCGUUAUGCACAUUCAUCAUUCGAAUAUCGCGUGUGUUUAUCGUUUACCGGCCAAUUUAUCCGUUGGAGAUUUUUAUUCGGUGCGAAAUAACCGUUUAAAAAGCGUAUCAUUUCUAAUGAUAUAUCUCGAGGCCGGGAUUAUCCAAGUUCUCGAUCGAACGGUGGAGGAAUAAAGAAGUCGUGCUCGUAAUUGUUGCCAGAGAGAGAGAAGAAAGUGAAUCGGGCGUUGAGAUUCACGUGGCGGGGGUAGAGGUGGAAAGAGGAGCAAAAGGAGUAGCUGGAAAGACACCGACCCCCUUAAGCGAGAUUCCUACCGGUUACUACUACCUUCUACUACGUCUACCUGUUAUUGCAGCCACGGAGCCGCAUUCCAGCUAAAUCUAAAUGCCUGUGUCACGGCUCGCAAUAAUCCUAAUGGCAGGUACACGAUGUUCCUGCUUCUGGGCGACCGUUUUCCACGGAUACCUCCUUCCUUCUUUUUUCGCGCCAAAACCACUCGCUUCCACUUUGAAUCGUGAGAUAAGAAUAUAUAUAUAUAUAUUUGAGAGGAUAAACUCUCAUUGAUGAGAUGUCGAGAGCGAAAGUUCUCUCUUUCGAACGAUUAAGAAUCGAGUUACAGAAAUUAGAAUUGAAUAAAUUGCUAUUUUUUUUUAUUAAAUUAUUAUUAGAUCUCUAACUGUGUAUGGAACGCGGAAGAAUAUUUCGCGAGUUACCAUUAAUUUCCUCGGAAAAAUAGAUAAACGAGAAAUAUAACUCCGAGGAGGAGUUAUCUUGGACCGAAAAGGAACUAACUUGCCGACGUUGGCAAGUUAUCCCGUGUCCGUUGAUAUCGUAACGAUCGUAAUGAUAAAUCAAGGCACGGGCAAGGUUUCGAGAUAUCGAAUGAUAAAAGUCGAAGAAACCGAGCACGAGUCACGAUUAUAGCUCGGGCAAAAGCCUCCUCCUCCUCCUUUUCGUUCCCUGAUAAUAAGAACGUUUCGAGGGGGGGGGGUUAAUCAGGGUUCGGUGCAGGGUUAUCCUGCGCCACAAUGCAUCGAACGGAGUUGGCGCAUCCGUCGCGUAAGUGGAUCUACCUAAUGGCUCUUACGUGACAACAACAUUUAGAUGGUUGCCGUGCGAUAAGUUGGGAGAAAACUGGAGCUUCGACUGUAUGUGCAUAAUAAAGGACUGUGUAGGUAAAAAAAAAAGGAUAUCGAGAAAAAUCUUCAUCCAAAGAUUGCAAUCAAUAAUAAAGGCUCGUUUUGUUAAGUAUAAGAUAAAUGUGUAAUCUUGAUUUUAUCGUUCUAGUGGUUUCAAGAGUAUUUAAGGAGACAUUGAAAACUGGGUUUAAUUAGUCAAUGAGUUUUAUCGUAAUUAUUUCUUUAUUUCUUAUGUAAUUUAUAAUUGUAUCACGAAAUGCAAUUAUAUAUCGAAUAGUAAUUGAUCGAUUUUCUGGGUUUCAUCUCGCGAGGGUUGCUAAGAAAAUUUUGUACAAAACGAAAGGAAAUUGUCGAGUAUUAGAUUAGAUCUGCCUUUAUUCUCAUCUCGUGCAACGUGACAUUUUCUCGUGUAAGCCAAUCGCAGCCUGCUCCCCAUGAUUCCUUAAUUAUGACUUGUGCAACUCGAAUUUAAAUGCAAUAAUUAUAGAAAAGACGCGAUCUUAAAACGGAUUUCCAAUUUAAAUUUGUCCGAUUCAAAUUAAUCAACUCGAAGAUUUUUAAAAAUCUACGCCAUAUAAAAACACAGUAUAUAUAUAAUACCCAUAAAUAUUAAUUCUUUUCGUUCCGCCAAUCUCGAAGACAUUUCUUUUCCUUCGAAUCUCACCGAAUAGAUCUUUUUCACGUCUCGCGUUUGUUUCUCGUAUCAUCCGACGGGCUAAUCAUCCCGUUUCGGUGAUCGCAUCCGCGAUACCUCUUCGUUUUUCUGCUCGCGCAACGUCCAACCGCGUGCACUUACUUUCUUCGGCCUCGAUCGGCCCCCUUGCGGGAGCCUCGCUUACGUAUCGCUUUCGCAAUCAUUAUUAGACGUUGUUGCGCAAGCGCGAGCGGCAGAAGAGAGAGGGAGAGAGGGAGGGAGGGAGAGGGGAGGGGAGGGGGUCUGUCCUAUAUGAAAUAUCGCCCGCAUUCAAUCUCGGCCGCGGAUACGUUGUAAUUAGCGUGCAAGACACUGCAACAGCCUCUGGAAGCCGGAGCCUCUAACGUGGCGUGAACGCGCGAUAACGCGGCUCGCAGGACACGCUCCGUGGUGUGUGUGUGUGCUGGAAAAAUUCAGAUGCCAUUUCAGAUAGGUGGGGAAAGGAGAGAUUCGCCACACGUGCGAAGUGGAAAGUGUUUAACGCGAGCCAGACUCGUGACAAAGCGAUCAUCUCGCCUUCCCAUCCUCCCGAUGUUGUAUAUCGUUCGCUCGCUUAUAUAUAAUAAUAAGUCAUGCGGAUUCGAUUCGAUAGCGGCCAGAAGAUAGAUACGGCGAGAAAAGGCGAGAGAGCUUUUCCUAUUUAGAGAUUCGACGUGACCGAUAAAUCUUUCCCGCGUGGAAUGUGGAUAUAUUGAAGGAAAAGGGGGAGGGGGGAAAGAAGAAAGGAUAAUUGCACGAUGAGGAAUAUCGAGGAACGAUGAUCUAAGAUGAACGUUCGUUGCGUUGUAAGGGGAGGCGCGUUGACAGAUGGUUGAGGGAAACGAAUUCUCUGUUACUUGGUUAUCUACGGUCGGUACAUGAUCGAGGGUAUUAAGAAAUUAAUUUUUCGUUAAAUUAAGGACGCAACGUAGCGUCGGUAAAAAAGGAAGAUGAAGGGAAUUUAUAUAUUUCUGGGAGGAAGGAAACUGAUCCUUCAUGAAAUUAUUUAUAUAAUCCUCUUUCUUUAGUUUCGAAUUUAAAAAAUCCAAAUUCUAUUUCAAACGAAUGACGAAUGAUUAUAUUGUACAAGUUUGAUCAACUAUUAUUAUUUGAACAAAUAUAGACGACGGAGAUGGGAAUUUCUCUCUUCUUUUCCCUGUACAUUUUCAAAGAUUUCAAUCUUUAUCGAGUCGCACGCGUUAUUCCACGAGAAACGAAAUGCACGUCGCAUUCCAUGGAAAAACGUCAAACGUUUCCAGUGUGCUAAAAGUUCGUAGGUUAUCUUUCAUCGUUGACCCGACACGUCGACACAACGUGUUCUUCAUCGAGUGCCAACUCAAUUAACGCGAUCACGACAACGAUAAAUCGUUUUAUCCCUUUCGUACGAUACCCUUCCUUCCUCUUUUCCCCUCGCGGGCCACGCGAUUCGAGCGAACAGGGAGUUAAAAGAGGGCGACACGUACAUAACCAGGAAUAAGCGGAAAACAAAAGAAGUUAAAAAAAAAAAAUCCCUUUUGAACACGAGAGUUCUAGCUGCUGCUGCUGCUGCUGGCUAGAAUCCAUUAGAAAGCAAGUUAAAGAGAAGUUUCUCCUAUUACGAAAUCUAUUCACACUCGUUUCAUAAUUUACGCGCUGCUUUAUUUUCUUUGUAACGGUUUCGAACAAUCCGAUUAAGUAAGCGCGACAAUCUUUCGAACAAAGAGGCGCAUGCUUAAAUAUAGCCCAACGGCCGGGCUAAGUUUAUCUUUAUUGAGGUUUAUAUACCGGUCCGUGUCGACCUCGUUGCUGUACAAAGUAGCUUGCCUGUUACGCGUUCCACCAUCUCCCCGACGACAAUUUUUCACAAUUGAUAAUUAUCACACUGCUUUUAAUUGUCUGGAUACAUUCCCGAACAAAAUCGUCGAAUUGAACAGCUUCGUGAACGAGUAUAUGCCGGAAUCCGUGAAGAGUAACAAAUACGACGACACCAUCCCCAUCGAGGGUAAAGUCAAGUGUCAAUCGACCAUAUCCACCUCGAAAAAUUGCGAUCUAAACAGUGUUUCGGACUAUGGCGUUUCGAGUUACUAUUCUCUGUCGAUGUGUGAUCGCAGUCGAUCCCGACACGGUAUUUGCAAAAGGAAAUACUAUCGAUCCCGAGGGAUAACUGGUUGCAACGUGCGUCGAAGGCCAGGACCGCUUGGACAACUGUUGGCAUUUUUAUUCAGCACCCUGGCCACGUGCACGAAAAAGAUCGUCAUAGCCCCGUCCCAGUACAUCGUGGACAACAUAAUCCCGACGUUUUUCCAAAGGAGAGAAUUGAAGAACGCACAAUGCGGGCCUUCGUCGAACUGGAGCAGUUCCCUUUCCACUUACGUGACCACGUUGAAGAAAGACACGACGGUGAUCGGGAAGCUGAUCGAUAUUAUGAGGCCCACUGUAGUGAAACUCAUCACCGACACAACGAUCUUGAAACGAUGGCUCCAAGCGAUCGCCUUGGCUACCGCGUCGCCCCCCAUCGAACUAACCAAUGCGACUCGCAACACCGAGACCAUCGAUUGUUGGGCAUACGAGCUGUUCUUUCAUCUCAAGUACCUUCAAGUGAAUCGCGCGCGACGGACCACCGACAAAGUGAUAGCCGAGACCGAGUCGAAAUCGAACGACGUGAUCCACGCAAACCUGUGGCACCGUUUGGUACAGCUUCGCGACAAUUAUAUCAUUCUGUACGAAACAUUGCAGAACUACGAUAAAAUUCGCGGCAUCGAGUCGGAGAAACAGAAAGAGUGAUGAAAAGCGAGAAAAUUUUACUCACGUAACUGUCGAGAGAAUAUAUGUAUAUACAUAUAUAUAUAUAUAUGUGUGUGUAUUUAUAUAUAUAUAUGUAUAUAUUAUGUACAAGCUAUAGUCGGCUCAAUGCAAUUUAAAUUUCCAUCGAAUAAAAGAAACGUAGAAUUCGUUCUAAUUCUCUCGCAGUUUUCCAAGGUACGUUUUUAAACGCAAGCUGUAAACGCCAGUAAUAGUUUCUAGUCUUAGAGUAGAGAGAAGGGCC
Molecule: messenger RNA, 5038 nt
Organism: Apis mellifera (honey bee)
Lineage: Eukaryota; Metazoa; Arthropoda; Insecta; Hymenoptera; Apidae
Exons: 6
Coding region: 3721-4776 (351 amino acids)
Source: RefSeq, a predicted model, not a curated record